Lampris incognitus (smalleye Pacific opah) is the source of this 1219-nucleotide messenger RNA. RefSeq lists its product as uncharacterized. The transcript is spliced from 5 exons. The record is from RefSeq and is a predicted model, not a curated record. The coding region runs from base 71 to 679 and encodes 202 amino acids. Lineage: Eukaryota; Metazoa; Chordata; Actinopteri; Lampriformes; Lampridae.
CCUUCCGCUUGCUGCAAAAGUGAAAUACAAACCUAACAGUGAUUAUUCAACCCUGGAUGAAUUACACAAGAUGUCCAAGGUGGUAUUGUUCACUGAGCGAAGCGUGGCGGUGGUCUGCUUAAUUCAGCUGCUGCUGGUUCAUGUGGCAACCCAGGGUCUCACAGACAUCCAGGCAGACUGCAGUGAGGACUUCUCUCUGCUCUGUCAGGGCGUCCAAGGCAGAGACAUCCGCUCCAUAACAUGGUACAAGUUCAUCAACCAGACUAGGCACGGCAUUAUCAGGAAAAUUGGGAACAAGAUGCAGGCCUUUGACUUUUCCCGUACAGCCAACAUUACAGAAGACUACAGUCUGUUGCUCAGUAGCGUAAAGCCUGAAGACUCGGGGACCUAUGAGUGCGCCAUCGGGGCAAAUGUAGGAGGUAUAAAUGUGAACUUCAGAGUCAACCUGAUUGUUUCAGAUUGUGUUACUGUGACUUCAGCGACAGAAACGUCACGUGUUACUCACACGGAGCCAUUCUCCCCCAUGCCCGUGAACGAGGUUCCUCUCAUACGGUGCAUUACAGGCUACUUGGUGGUAGCCCUUUCCAAAAUUGCUCUAUUUUUCAUCACCAUUGUGGUUUGUCGGACCAUGUGCAGCAGACUGUCUAGAAGAAAGCGACAAGACAAGUGGCACAGCUGAUUACAAGAGACCCUGUUGCUGAAAAGCUCAUGACUAUCCUGCAGAGCUUGUACAAUGUUGUAGCUGUUAAUGUAAAGGCACCGUGAACACGAGUCUGGUUCGGGACGUGUGUGUCUUUUUAACCGGUCACAUGGAAAUAAGUGUAUAUAUAGCAUGCACACAUUUUUGCACGUGCAAGUUAAAACGCACAUCUUUUUUAGUACCUGUUUCUGCAGUUUAGUAAGACAUGAAAACAGUAUCAAAGUGACGUCGCCUUUCCUUCUGUAAUGCCCCCUUGCUGCAGUGGUGGGCAUGACACUUUAAAUUAGCCCACUGGGGCGCCGGCGCCCUGAGUUCUUUUUAAAUAAUGUGUAGACAAUGGGUGUGUAUAAUGAUUUGAAGGCAAGUUUCCCUUCUUAUAGGUUCCUGUCAAAUAUUGUAAUGAGCCAUGAAUAUUCCCUCUUGACAUGAGUAAAGUUGCACUCCUAUCAAAUAUAAGGAAAAAGAAAAGUCUCCACUUUGCAGAGUAUACAUGAAAUUACAACAAAAUAAAAUAUUACC